Triticum urartu is the source of this 1013-nucleotide messenger RNA. Lineage: Eukaryota; Viridiplantae; Streptophyta; Magnoliopsida; Poales; Poaceae. The record is from RefSeq and is a predicted model, not a curated record.
UCGGACGGAUAGCUGUCGCGUCCGGGACCGGGCCGGGGGGCGCCUAGCAAGCAGAACCUACCUGAGAGAAACCGCCGGAGAAACUGGAGGGAGGGCGAGGGACGGCGAGGGCGAGGUUUCCCGGAGCAGGCAGAGGCAGGGAGGAGCACUCCAAAAAUCUCAAGUACUACUGGCCAUGGACGAUCCUGCUGCUCAGCCUCCUGUGGUUGCUGCUGCUCAGGCUCAGGCUCAGGCUCAGGCUCAGGAUCAGGAUCAGGAUAUCACGCCCUUGGUUAAUUGGGUCCCAGUGUUUGAACGAAGCAAAGCAUCGGUCUUCCUCAUCCAGUUUACACCAGUAAGACGUCGGGUGAAUGAAGCCCGGGUUAUCGCUGGGGCAGCCGGCUCCAAGACUCGAGAGCAGCCGAACGCAAUUUUCGCAUCACGGUGGCUAACAGAAACUGGCAUCUCCUCGCACAUGGAUGGCGCCUACCUCUACAUUCUCACCACCGCACACAUUGUGGAUCAUCUGUUCCAUGCGGUCUACAGGCUAAUUGAUCCAGCCACGGUGAACCGGCUCUUUACAAUCGAGGUCACAUGUUUCCAUGCCGAGAGAGACUUCGCAGUUAAUAGGAACAUGGUCGGGGAUCGCACCUACACGCCGGCGACGGUCUGCGGGAUUGACUGCCUGAGGGAUUUGAUGAUGCUGCGCGUCGAUCGGGCAGAGCUGGCCGUGAGGGGCGUCGGGCAGCAGAGGGUGCAAUGCACACGGCAGCACCCGGUUCUGCAGUUUGACGGAACACGCGAGUUUGGCAUGCAGUGAAUGCUCGUUUCGUGGCCUGCCUUCCGUCCCUGCACCUUCGCCACGGGCCUUCAGUGCCUCCACCGGUUUCUGACUGGCAUGAGCACCAACCCAGUUGGGUAUGAUAUGGAGCUGCUCGAGGCUUACAUCGGAUCCGAUCAGGGGUCCUCGGGAGGCCCUCUCUUCAACGCCGCUGGCCAGGUAAAGGGUAUUCUACACGGAGGGAGUGGGACGC